AUGGCAUCACUCCUCGUCAUCGGCGGGAUCCUCCUCGCAGCCAAAUACGCCGACGAACAUGCAGAGAAGAAGAACCGCCAGCUCGGCCCAGACUCGGAUAACUACAGGGAUACAUACACCGAGGGUGCUAGUAUUCCGUCCAAAACUUCAAAACGGGACAGGUUCAAGCCUAAAUACUGGCACCCGCGGAGAAAGGCGAGAGACACCAACCAGUCCGAUAUCUGCGAGGCAUCGCCGCCUCCUUAUGCGGAGCUUCCAGCGUACCGCGACCUUGAGAAGAUGGAUGACGCCACUGAGUUGGAUAGCAGUGAGGUUGGGCAUGACCGGUUGACGGUGCAUGAGGCUCCUGGGACACCGCAUGAGGAGCGGUAUAUUAAAGACCGUCUUCCGGAACUUGCUUAG
Aspergillus puulaauensis is the source of this 402-nucleotide messenger RNA. RefSeq lists its product as uncharacterized. The record is from RefSeq and is a predicted model, not a curated record. The transcript is spliced from 2 exons. Lineage: Eukaryota; Fungi; Ascomycota; Eurotiomycetes; Eurotiales; Aspergillaceae. Bases 1 to 402 code for a protein of 133 amino acids.